Molecule: messenger RNA, 1764 nt
Organism: Fomitiporia mediterranea MF3/22
Lineage: Eukaryota; Fungi; Basidiomycota; Agaricomycetes; Hymenochaetales; Hymenochaetaceae
Exons: 7
Coding region: 1-1764 (587 amino acids)
Biological process (GO): protein phosphorylation
Molecular function (GO): ATP binding; protein kinase activity
Source: RefSeq, a predicted model, not a curated record
AUGGCGCUUUUCAGAGACUACCUACGAGAUCAUGCUAAAUUCUACUGUCCACCCGUCGACAGUCACCAGACGGAAUCCAGUGCCUUGAGGGAUGUUGAAGUUGAGCAAGCGUUGGCUCUCUGGGAUGCGCAUCGUGCAGUGGUAGAAGCUCGCCGUGAUACGCAGAUGGUUGAUGCACUUAUCGAUGUCCUUGAUGAAGAGCUUGGUGAGGAUUCUGCACCAAAGAAUAUCAACGGAUGGCUCGAGCAAAAAUAUGACGAGGACAUGCAGAGGACUCGUGUAAUAAGGACAGAAUCAGACGUCAGAAGCUGCGUAGAUCGAGGACCUCUUAAUGUUUUCGAGCUUAUUAUGAUAUCUCUCGAUAACCCCGUCGAGGUUGGAAAUGUAACAGAUAUCGGAUCUAAGUUAGACUAUGUGCUGUCCACAGCGGAGGGCAAGAAGGCUUUAGUCAAACUGAAGGCUCCAAGUAUCAUCGAUUUGGCCGCAGAAGAACUUUCUGAACUGUCCAAUGAUGAAGUCGGGUUCAACGUACCGUUGGAUUCACAAUCACUCGAAACAGGAAUGAAAGUCAUUGCCAAGGCUUGUGUACACAUGAUCUUGUACAGAGCAGAGUGGCUCGCAUUGACGUGCUUCACAAAAUGGGUGUUCCUUCGACUCCACAGUCGUGGUACAGGGGAAGCGCCAUACAUCACAUAUUCGACUAUUGAAAGGCAAUUAGACAAUACCAGACCGUUCUGUGCUUUGCUUGGGAUGAUGCUGGCUUAUUCAAGGGAUAUCAGUGUCCCAUCCAACGCCGACAUGAACGGGCAGCUUCGGCCAGUUCCAGUGACAAAGGCGGAGCCACGAGUCAAUCACUACAGUAGAAAACGCGGUAGCUCACCAUCUUCGUCCUCUGGUUACCUAAUCACGUGGUCACCAAAAGCCAUGCCGAAUAAGAGAUGGCUCGAAUUUCAUGCUGUGGACACUGAUCCAUUUCCGGCUUUGGGCAAAGACACUAUUCGGCUAUGUGUCCACCGCAACAUUGGGCAUGGAUCAACUGGGGUUGUCUUUGAGGCGAUUCCUGAAGGUGACGAACAUAACGGAGCCAUAGAACGGAGGAGUUACGCGAUUAAAACGGUUGGGAAAGGCGAAACACUCGAAGAGCAGAGUUGUGCUCAGCGUCUUUUCAACGAGCUUGAGAUAUAUCGCCACAUUGAACAGACAUCUCCAGCGUCUGUGAAGAUUGUACCGCAGUGCUAUGGACUUUUUGAAAUAAACCGAACACGGGCAUUAGUCAUGGGUUAUGAAGGGAAUGUGCUCAGGCACGAUGGGGAGUGGUCGGAGCUAUCACUUGCUGAUAGGAAGGAGCUGUUCAAUGUGAUAUCGACUCUACACGGACUUGGAGUCUAUCAUGAUGUCUUGGAGCCUCGGAAUGUUGCCCGAGUCGGCGACAGGUCGUUCAGAAUUAUUGACUUUACUUCGAGCAAGCUACAUGAUUGCCACCCUGAGACUUGUGCAGAGUUGGAUCAUAUUAAAACCCUAUUCGGAUUGCAGCAACGGGAUGGACAAUCGCCUGAUCGACCAGACUCCAGCGUUAUCCACCACAGGGGGAACUUCCGACCCAUGGCCCUCAACUCUUCUCGAGAACUCUUGCAUCUUGCCCUCUUUUGUAUAGACAACCUGCUCUUCGCGCGACGCCCCGGGCUCAUCCAAAAUCGUCCUAUUUUCAAACGGCAUUGCGGUCAAUCGAGCCUCUUCCGACGCCUCACUCAACUUCUUCGAUAA